Molecule: messenger RNA, 2449 nt
Organism: Parus major (Great Tit)
Lineage: Eukaryota; Metazoa; Chordata; Aves; Passeriformes; Paridae
Gene: LMBR1L
Product: limb development membrane protein 1 like
Exons: 16
Coding region: 145-1731 (528 amino acids)
Biological process (GO): receptor-mediated endocytosis; signal transduction
Molecular function (GO): transmembrane signaling receptor activity
Source: RefSeq, a predicted model, not a curated record
GCGGUGGAGCUGGGCUGGACCCGGCGGGCUCAGAGCGGCGGACCCGGCGGUACCGGAGAGGCUGGGCCGGGGUGCCGGUACCGGCCUGGCUGUCCUGGCCCUGCCCGCAGCAGCCCCGCUCGGCUCUGCCAUGCUGGCCGCGGUAUGGCCCCUGUGGAGCAGGACGCGCUGGCCAUGCGGGAGCAGAUCUUCCACGAGCGGGUCCGCGAGUGCAUCAUCUGUGCCCUGCUCUUCGCCAGCCUCUACAUCCUCUGCCACUUCAUCAUAACCCACUUUAAGAAGCACACAGAUUUCACAGCAGUUCACGAUGACGAGGAUGCUGCUGUCAACAGGAUUGCGCUGGGGCUCUGUACCUUCACCCUGGCUGUGGCACUGGGUGCCGUUCUCCUCCUGCCCUUCUCCAUCAUCAGCAACGAGGUGCUGCUCUCCUUCCCCCAGAACUACUACAUCCAGUGGCUGAACGGGUCCCUCAUUCAUGGCCUCUGGAAUUUGGUCUUCCUCUUCUCCAAUAUGUCCCUGGUCUUCCUCAUGCCCUUUGCCUACUUCUUCACCGAGUCAGAGGGGUUUGCAGGGUCCAAGAAGGGCAUCAUGGCCAGGGUGUACGAGACGUCGGUGGUGCUGCUGCUGCUGACACUGCUGGUGCUGGGCAUGGUCUGGGUGGCCUCUGCCAUCGUGGGCAACGAUGCUGCCAGUCGCCAGUCACUCUAUGAUCUCUGGGAAUAUUAUCUGCCCUACCUCUACUCCUGCAUCUCGCUUUUCGGCGUCCUGCUUCUGCUGUUGUGCACCCCCUUUGGCCUCUCCACCAUGUUCACUGUCACUGGGAAGCUGCUGGUGAAACCCCGGCUCCUGGAAGACCUGGAUGAGCAGCUGAGCUGCACAAGGUUUGAAGAAGCCGCUGUGUCCCACAGGAUCCACUCUGGCAAUGCUUCCUGCUGGCUGAAUCUGGACAUGGAGAUGCUGCGGGAGCAAUUCUUUGCCAUCCGGAGCAAGAGGCGGAAGCUGGAGCUGCGGCACCGAGCAUCGCCCUGGCAGAGGAACCUGGGCUACCCCCUGGCCAUGCUGGGCCUCCUGGCACUGACAGGCAUUUCUGUGCUCAUUGUCUGCUUCCAUGUCCUGGAGCUGCUGCUGGAUGAUGCUGCAAUGCCACGGGGCAUCCAGGACGCGUCCCUGGGCCAGGUUUCCUUCUCCAUCUUCGGUUCCUUUGGAGCUGCACUGCAGGUUGUCCUCAUUUUCUACCUAAUGGUCUCCUCUGUUGUGGGCUUCUACAGCUCCCCCCUGUUCACUCGCCUGCUGCCGGAGCGGCAGGACACCCCCCUCACCAAGGUGGGAGCAGCAGGACGGGGCUGGGGGGCUCCUGUGGGGGUGCAAGACCCCGUUCCCCCCAGCAGGUCCCUGUGCACUGCUUGUGCUGUCCCCACGUGGGAGGACAGUGCCUCGCUGCAGGGCAGGACCCCCCAGUGCUUCCCUGGCAUUUGGAAAGCCCCUUCCCCAGCCUGGGGGGGUUCCCUGCAGCAGCACUGCCCCCCAAACCUCCUCCUUCUCCCCAGAUCAUCGGGAACUGUGUCUCCUUGCUGGUGCUCAGCUCAGCGCUGCCCGUCUUCUCCAGGACGCUGGGGAUCACCCGUUUUGACCUCCUGGGGGAUUUUGGCCGCUUCAACUGGUUGGGGAAUUUCUACAUCGUCUUCCUCUACAACAUGGGCUUUGCUGGGCUCACCACGCUGUGCCUGGUGAAAAGGGUCUCCUGGGCCGUGCAGGCCGAGCUCAUCCGUGCCUUUGGUCUGCACAAGCUGCCGCUGCCCGUGACGCGCUACCAGAGCCGCAGCAAGCCCUGCUAGGGCUGGGGGACAGGCACGUGUCCUCCCCACUGUGGUGGCCCCCAGGGUGGCUGCCAGCCACAGAGCUGGUCCUGACAGCUCCUGAUGCCUCAGGAACAUCAGAGCUCCUCAGGGAAAGCCGAGACACCUUUGGGGGUGUCCCCCCCUGCUCUGUCUCAGCGUUGUGCUACUGAGCCUUGGCUUUGAGCCACACCCCCGUCACAAACCCCCAAGGGGUGCGGGGUCCCCCCGAGGCUGUGCUGGCUGCAGCCCCCACCCCCUGUUUACAUACCUCGUGCAAGGAUGGCCAGACCCCCCUGACCCCCCCCGGCUGCUCCCUGGGGUCUGGUUGAGUUUUAAAUGUCACCCCAUUGUCCUGACACUAUGGGAGGGGGUCCCGUGCUCCCUUGCCCAGAGUCACUCCACACUCCACCCCUGUGUUACUCUGGGGCUGCAGGGGGGCACUGGUUGUCCCCUGCCCACCCCGAGGCCUUUGGGGUCCCUAAUAGGGGAGCCUGGGGUGCAGGAGGCAAGCCCCCCCUCUCCGGCAGCUUGAUGUGAUGAGUAUGUCAGGUCUCUGUUACCAUGGAACUUCUUUGGAGAAAUAAAUAGUGACUGUUUUUUAUAUAAAAGUA